GAUGCCCCAAACCCUAACCUCCCGCCUUCGUAGCAAGACCCCCGUUCCUCUCUCUCUCUGAAGCUCUCCGGUCACUCAGCUUAACAAAGAGAGAAGCAGCUGCUCCAGUCAUCGUCUUCCUCGUUGAAGGGCUCUCCAUCAAGUUUAAUUUUCCUUGAAGUAGCAGCCAAUGUCGUUAAGAAUUAAGACUCCGAAAACAGGAAGAGCCAAGCGAGAGGUCUUUAAAAGAGCCCCGAAGCUUGUUGAAACUGGGAAGAAAACCCUGAUAUGUCAUGGUACGAAAUCUAGCAAUGUACUAAAUGCUGUAUUGACGGAAAUUUAUCAUCUCAAGAAGGAUAAUGCUGUCAAAUAUACCAGGAAGAAUGAUAAAAUCAGACCAUUUGAGAGUGGUGGUGAAACUUCAUUAGAGUUCUACUCUUUGAAAACUGAUUGUAGCAUUUUUGUGUUUGGUUCUCACUCAAAGAAGCGGCCUGACAAUCUUGUCAUAGGGCGAACUUAUGACCACCACAUUUACGACCUUGUAGAGGUUGGAGUUGAAAAUUUCAAAAGCAUGAAGUCAUUCUCAUAUGACAAGAAACUAGCUCCUAUGAUUGGUUCAAAACCUUUCUUUGCUUUUAUUGGAGAAGGAUUUGAUAAUAUUGUAGAGUUGAAGCAUUUGAAGGAGGUCCUGCUCGAUCUGUUCCGGGGAGAGGCUGUGACAAACUUGAACCUUGCUGGGUUAGAUCGUGUCUAUGUGUGUACAGCUGUGUCUUCAAAUAAAGUGUUCUUUACUCAUUGCGCACUGCGGCUUAAAAGGUCAGGCACCAUAGUCCCGAGGAUGGAAUUGGUUGAAGUUGGCCCUUCCAUGGAUUUGGUAGUUCGACGACAUCGUCUUCCCGAUGAAAGUCUAAAGAAAGAAUCUAUGAGAACAGCUCCUGAACUAGCAAAGAAGAAGGAGAAAAAUGUUAGCCGAGAUGCAAUACAGGGAAAAAUUGGGAAAAUUUAUGUUCCAGAUCAAAAGGUUGGAGAUACGGCACUACCUAACAAAGCCAAAGGAGUGAAGAGGGAGCGUAGAGAAGCUAAAAAUAAAAGUGAGUCCAACAAGCAGGAAUCAAAGAAGCAGAAGCAGGAUUCUGAAUGAUUCUGUUUCGCCCAUGGGCAACUGUGACAUUGUAUCUUUUACUCACCCUUCUGUUGAUCACUUUAUUCGGUUUUUGUUCAAAUGUGAAGGGUUUGGAGAUUUGUGUAGGUUGGUUUGCAUUUCAUUAUUAUCUUAUUUCAUGCCUUGUGCAAUCAAUUUUGUUAUGUACCUUUCCGGCCUAGUAAUUGUCACAAUCAAUUUUGUCAGAAUUUCAACGACACUUCAAUUCAGUUCACAAUAGUCUUGAUGAAUAUAAUCUUAUGUCUGCUUAGUUCUCAAAUGGAG
Molecule: messenger RNA, 1405 nt
Organism: Ilex paraguariensis (yerba mate)
Lineage: Eukaryota; Viridiplantae; Streptophyta; Magnoliopsida; Aquifoliales; Aquifoliaceae
Source: the annotation of a GenBank genome assembly